AUGCUGAUAUCCUCAGGCCGAUGCACAGAUUUUCCUCAGUUUCAUUUCAGUGGUGUAUUGCGCGAACGACUGAGUGUUCGUGCAAUUCCUGCCGAUUUUGGAGUUUCAGCGGUCACACCUGACACGACCAUUGAGAAGAACCCAUGCCUUAUUCGCCUCGUCGCCCUUCAGUCUUCGUCAUCGCGUUCAUCGGGGUCGUUCGGUCAGUCAUAUGGCUGGCAAUGCCACGGGGUCGACGGCGGUCCCCCCCUUUCUCGUGGCUUUUGGCCGCCUGACUGCACCCUGUUCGAGGAAACGACUCAGUUUUUAACCCUUGCCUUUGAACCGUUCUCUGUGCCGUGGGCGAACGAAUUCCGCCACGUUUUUCAGUCUCUCUCGGCGGCCGGCAGCCUGCGUUCGUUUUUUGCUACAGACCAAUGUUUUUUCCUCGACCGUGAACUCGUUGACGCUCAGUUACCGAUGAAACUUGCUUCGCUGACCAUCGUCAAAGCUCUGUGUUCCUCAAAGACCGUGUUUCCUCAGGUGCCUGAAGGACCCCAUGACACAAGGAUGAUGUCGAUCGUAGUAGCCGCCGGUCACACGUACGGAGCCAGGUUUUGUGUCAUGCUUAAAGUUCAGGCAGUGAUGGAAAGCGGCCGUCCGAUGAGGCGGUCCGGAGGCGAAAAGGUUCAACGGCCGGCACGGAGUGAAACAAAAAACGCGCCAAUUAAGAAGCGGAAACACUUGUUCAAAUUGGAACACGUUUACAGCGAUUAUUCGAGAAAUCCAAACCGAAAUCUGAUGGGCGGAAGUGUACUGCACGCCAUCAAACCGAUAGCGGUUUCACAUGACCGACAGCGAUGCCGUGAGUAUGCCCGUGUGUCGGGAGAGUUGCAGUUUUCUCUGGAACAAUUGGUGCACUUGAGCCUAAAGGCCGAUACGGCGAUUACCAUACCAUGCUUGUGCAACGUCGUGAAACUAACUUCGCCUCCCCUCGAUCGUCCGUUCGUCCCUUGGUCGGUCGUCGGUCGGUCGGCCGUUUUUCGUCUGGCUUGGCGAACUCGUUGUCUGUUACAGGGGACACCGCCAAACGGCUGCCAGGCGUCCAGCGUUAUUGGCGCCACGUGGUUCCUGUCGUCGGUCGGCCACCCCCCCCCUCGUUGGGGCGAUGACCGUGGCGUCUAUGUCGCCGCGUUGGCAGUUAUGACGCCGCGGUUUUGGCACUCCUCAGAUGGGCAGGUAGAGUUCUCCGUGCGCCACCGUAAUUGCGAUCGAGUUUGA
Molecule: messenger RNA, 1260 nt
Organism: Soboliphyme baturini
Lineage: Eukaryota; Metazoa; Nematoda; Enoplea; Dioctophymatida; Soboliphymatidae
Source: the annotation of a GenBank genome assembly